Messenger RNA from Dermatophagoides pteronyssinus (European house dust mite), 1615 nucleotides. RefSeq names its product carbohydrate sulfotransferase 14-like. Gene Ontology annotation, molecular function: sulfotransferase activity. Gene Ontology annotation, biological process: carbohydrate biosynthetic process. The record is from RefSeq and is a predicted model, not a curated record. Lineage: Eukaryota; Metazoa; Arthropoda; Arachnida; Sarcoptiformes; Pyroglyphidae. Gene Ontology annotation, cellular component: membrane.
UUGAUUGAUUGAUUGAGUAAAUGAAUGAAUGAAUGACGAUAAUCAAUAAUAAUAAUAAUAAUAAAAGACAAUUAAAGUGAACCAAUCAUGUCGCCAUCAAAUGAUUAUUAUCAAAGCCAUCCAUAUCCAAUGGAUUCACAAACCACCGAUUCGGUUGAAUUGUCAACAAUGAAUAAUAAUCAUCAUACAACAAUGAUUAACAAUGGUAAUAAUCAUCAUAAUUUGAAUCAAUCUGAUUUGAAUACAAUUUCAACACAAUCACAAUUGCCUCAAGUUUUUAUCAUUCAUCAACAAGCUGAACAACAACAACAACAACAACCAUUUUCUAAGAGAUUAAAAUUUCGUACCAUAAUCAUUGUUAUUGUGGCCAUCAUUAUUGCUUCGAUAGCCAUACGUUCAUUAUAUAAAUCAUUUCGUUGUGAUCCUAAUCAUUAUCGUUAUUCUGGAUCCAAUGGUCAUCCUGUACAUAAUAUUUUUCGUAUUGCAGAAAAUCGACGUUAUGUGAUUGAAGAUGGAGCAAAACAUUUUAGUCAUAAUCAUUAUCAACCAGCGAAUGAUAAUCAACAACAAUCAUCAUCAGCAUCAUCAUGGUGGAAUAUGGGAACAUCAUGGUCUUGGUGUCCACAACCAAAUAAUCGACAAGAAUUAUUUGCUUAUCCAUUUGAGUCAGCUACUGAAUCUCCUACAUUAAAGAAUUUAACCGAACAACACAUAAUAGAAUUAUUGAAUUCCACUUCUGGCAGCGGCAAGCAUAAUUGUCAAGCUCAAUUAGAAUCUCGUCUUGAACGAAUGCAACAAGUUUGUUCACAAUAUCGAUUAAGCAAUCGUUUGAUAAGUCCUUGGCAUUCUACAAUACCAGAAUCGUGUCAAACAACACGUCAUUGUCCAUUGAUGAUCGAUAAUAGUACGAAAAUUAUGGCCUGUUUUGUGCCUCGGGUAUUCGAACCAGAAUGGUUUGAAAAAUCAUUCGCUCCUCAUUAUGAGCAUCCUCAAUUAAUAUCACCAAUUCAACAAGCGAAACUAGUCAAUAAUAAUUACAUUCGGAUUAUGUUUGUACGUCAUCCUUUCGUUCGUUUAGUUGAUGCAUUUAGAAAACGAUUCGAAUUAGCGGAAUUUCAACCGGAUGGUAGCCCGUUGAUCAUCAAUAAUGAAACAAUGCAUGUUUGGACAUUUGAAGAAUGGUGUGAAGAAUUAUUGUUGCCAAUUGAUCCAUAUCAAUAUGAUCCAUUAUGGGCGCCAAUCUGGACACAAUGUGAACCAUGCUACAUACAUUAUGAUGUUGUCGGCCAUUAUGAGAAAUUCUAUCAUGAUUUUCGAACAGCUAAAAAACUUUUCACUAAUAAUAGCCCAAAAAAUCCUAACAUUUCACUCACAAACAACGACGAUAAUGAUUGCGAUCAACAAUCCUAUCAAGAAAGUCGAAAAUAUAUUCAACAAUUAAAACCUAAAACAAUAAUGGCAUUAUAUGCAAAAUAUUAUCUAGAUUUUGAAUUAUUUGGCUAUUCAAUUGAUGAUAUCUUUUAGUCAAUUGCUCAAUUAAUAAUUCACAUUUUAACCUCCAGAUGACAGACAUUGUGUAUCAAUUCGUGGAUUCCAUUUGAUCAAUUAAGUGUUG